AGGCGGAGGGGACGGGGUGAGUUUGGUUGCGCCGUACUCGCAGUGCCCUCGGUAGGGGGAGGAGGCAGAGGAGGGAGUCGAACGGACAGAGCGGGAAGAGCCCGGUCUCUCCGUCCAAGUUCAGGAGCUGACACGCGGCGUCGGCCUGAGCUGUCAGCUUUCUGGGUGUUCUGUGUCGCCCGAGGUUCUCCACGUAAACGUCCCCGGGAGAACGAGAAAGAGAAAAUGGAGGAGGGUGGCGGCGGCGGCGGCAGUGGCGGUGUCAGCGCCGCGGGCACCAGUGCGGACGCAGGGGACCAGCUCUUAACUGUCAAACACGAGCUGCGGACCGCUAAUUUAACAGGACAUGCGGAGAAAGUGGGAAUUGAAAAUUUUGAACUUCUCAAGGUUCUAGGAACGGGAGCCUAUGGAAAGGUAUUCCUGGUUCGUAAAAUAAGUGGUCAUGAUGCAGGAAAGCUGUAUGCUAUGAAAGUUCUGAAGAAAGCCACAAUUGUUCAGAAAGCCAAGACAGCAGAGCACACAAAGACAGAGCGGCAGGUGCUGGAGCACAUCAGGCUCUCACCUUUUCUGGUUACACUGCAUUAUGCUUUCCAGACAGAGACCAAGCUUCAUCUCAUUCUAGAUUACAUAAAUGGUGGAGAACUUUUUACUCACCUUUCUCAAAGAGAACGUUUCACAGAAAAUGAAGUGCAGAUAUACAUUGGGGAAAUCGUGCUUGCCCUUGAACACCUCCAUAAGUUGGGUAUUAUAUACCGUGACAUUAAACUAGAGAAUAUUCUACUUGAUAAUAAUGGCCAUGUGGUGCUGACAGAUUUUGGCCUAAGUAAGGAGUUCCUUGCUGAUGAAACUGAAAGAGCAUAUUCCUUCUGUGGAACUAUAGAAUACAUGGCACCCGAUAUUGUUAGAGGAGGAGAUGCAGGACAUGAUAAGGCAGUCGACUGGUGGAGUCUAGGCGUUCUUAUGUAUGAGUUAUUAACUGGAGCAUCUCCGUUUACUGUUGAUGGAGAGAAAAACUCCCAAGCUGAAAUAUCUAGGAGAAUAUUAAAAAGUGAACCUCCAUAUCCCCAAGAAAUGAGUGCUUUAGCUAAAGAUAUAAUUCAGCAUCUCUUGGUGAAAGAUCCUAAGAAAAGAUUGGGUUGUGGUCCACGAGAUGCAGAUGAAAUCAAAGAGCAUCCCUUCUUUCAGAAAAUAAAUUGGGAAGAUUUAGCUGCCAAAAAAGUGCCAGCACCAUUUAAACCAGUAAUCCGAGAUGAAUUAGAUGUCAGUAAUUUUGCAGAGGAGUUUACAGAAAUGGAUCCCACAUAUUCUCCUGCAGCUCUGCCUCAGAGUUCAGAGAGGCUAUUUCAGGGAUAUUCUUUUGUUGCUCCUUCUAUCUUAUUUAAACGCAAUGCAGCUGUCAUAGAUCCUCUUCAGUUUCACAUGGGAAUUGAACGUCCAGGAGUGACAAAUGUUGCCAGGAGUGCAAUGAUGAAGGACUCUCCAUUUUAUCAGCACUAUGACCUAGAUCUUAAAGACAAGCCAUUGGGAGAAGGAAGUUUUUCAAUUUGUCGAAAAUGCUUACACAGGAAAAGCAACCAAGAAUAUGCAGUCAAAAUAAUAAGCAAAAGAAUGGAAGCCAACACUCAGAAAGAAAUAACAGCUUUGAAACUCUGUGAAGGACACCCCAAUAUAGUGAAGUUGUAUGAAGUUUAUCAUGAUCAGCUUCACACAUUUCUGGUGAUGGAACUUCUGAACGGGGGAGAGCUCUUUGAACGGAUUAAGAAAAAGAAACACUUCAGUGAGACCGAAGCCAGUUAUAUCAUGCGGAAGCUUGUUUCAGCUGUAAGCCACAUGCAUGAUGUGGGAGUGGUACAUAGAGAUCUGAAGCCUGAGAAUUUAUUGUUCACUGAUGAAAAUGAUAAUUUGGAAAUUAAGGUAAGAUUUGGAUUUGCUCGUUUAAAGCCACCUGAUAAUCAGCCUCUUAAGACGCCAUGCUUUACCCUUCAUUAUGCUGCUCCAGAGCUCUUAAAUCAUAAUGGCUAUGAUGAAUCUUGUGAUCUGAAGACGUAAGGGGUGGUCCUAUAUACAAUGCUGUCAGGACAGGUUCCAUUCCAAUCUCAUGACAAAAGUUUAACAUGUACCAGUGCUUGUAGAAAUCAUGAAAAAAAAUUUAAAAAAAGGUGAUUUCUCUUUCGAAGGGAAGCCUGGAAGAAUGUAUCCCAGGAAGCCAAAGAUUUGAUUCCAAGACUCCUUACAGUGGAUCCCAAUAAGAGACUUAAAAUGUCUGGUUUGAGGUACAAUGAAUGGCUUCAAGAUGGCAGUCAACUGUCUUCAAAUCCUUUGAUGACUCCAGAUAUACUAGGAUCUUCAGGAGCUGCUGUGCAUACCUGUGUAAAAGCAACCUUUCAUGCCUUUAACAAGUACAAGAGGGAGGGAUUCUGCCUCCAGAAUGUUGAUAAGGCUCCUCUUGCCAAGAGAAGGAAGAUGAAGAAAACCAGCACAAGUACGGAGACACGCAGCAGUUCAAGUGAAAGUUCUCAUUCUUCUUCCUCUCAUUCUCAUGGUAAAACCACACCAACAAAGACAUUGCAGCCAAGUAAUCCUGAUAGCAAUAAUCCAGAAACCAUCUUCCAGUUUUCUGACUGAAGAAUAGAGCAGUAGUGCGAAUGGAAUUGGUGAUACACUGCACCUUUACUUUCUCUGGUUUAGUACUGAGAGAUGUUUAUUGAUUUAAAACAAAGAAAAGAACACCUGCCAUGUGCUCUUGCUCUCAUGUGAAUUCUGCCUUUUAACAGAUUUCUUCUAAAUAACUUGUUUGGUUUGUCCUUGUCCAGUUAUUCUGGACACAAUAUAUUACUGUGAAUAGAGCUACUGUUAACACUGUUUGGAAAUCAAGAAUAAUAUCAGCAGUACUUUUCUUAAAAGAGCAAAGGUUUCAGUAAAUUUAAUCAGAGAUUUUCCCCAGCUAUUUAGCUUUGAGCUGCUUAUAAAAUAUGUCUUAGGUUUUUUAGAUGCCUGCUAACAGGAAUUGGCCUGUGCUAAGAUGACCAUUUGUUUCCACUUUGGAUGACAGGGGUUUAAAAGAAAACUUUGCACCCUUCACUCAAUGACUUACCAAUGAAGAUGUCUGGCUUUUCAUAAGGAUUUUGUGAUGAAUUUAAUGUGUUAAAUUUUUUUGAGAGAAGGUUUUAACUUAUUGUUUCUAGUUCAUGGUUACAGAUGAUGAUAACCUACAAAUGUACAUCUUUUUCUAAAAAGGAUUAAAAAAAAUAAGAUCCCGUAGUAUGUAUUUGGGAUCCAUAUGAAAUGCAUGUUAAGCUAUAUAUGUUUUUAAUUACACACUUCUCUUUUCUAGCAAUUUGUUUUAAUGGUUAUUGCAAAACAUUAGGGUACAUUUAUCUCUUUUCUAAGUCAUAUUGCACUUUAUGAAGGGGUGUGACAAAAGAAAGCAGACUUUUAUAAAGUGCACAGCUUAUAGCACAUGUACUGUAUUUUAACCAUUUUUUCCAUUAUCUACUUUAAAUUACUCCUCACAUCCCUCUUCUACUUUGUAUGCAACAAAUAGAAUAGGCCUGGCUAUAUGGUGAAAUUGUAAGCCACUUAUGCACUGAUGUGAGGACAAACUAAAGGGAAAUUUUACUAAACACUGUGCUUCAUAACUGUACACUGUGUUGUGCUGCAGGGAGGGAUUUCCACCUGUGGUAGUUUAUUAUGUAUAUAAUUAUUUUAGCAUCAUAAAUGUGAUUUGUUUUGAAACAUUUCAGUAGUUAACUUUUAAAUAUGAAAAAUAUUUUAUAAACUUAUGCAGAGCACUUUUAUUGCUCAAGUUCUGAACUUACAUGGAAAUCUCAAGUGCUAACUUUUUGUCUGAGAAGUUUCAUUAAGAGCUUGCUGCAUUUUAAAGUAAAAAAAAUCCACUCCCUAUGCAAAACAAAAACAAAAAGGUUAUGGGGAUUGUAGUUAGAUUUUAUUGUACAGAAAUCACAGGGAGCUGUAAAGACUCUGAAAACCAAGAUUAACCAUGUUUACAGGAAUCAUGUGGAACAAAACCAAGACUGAUGUUUGUUUUGUGCUUUUUAAUCAAUGAUAACCUUUUGAGUAUUUGGGAAAGGAUUUGGGCAUGAAUUUACUUUAUUUAUUACUUUCUUGAUGGUAACAUCAAAGAUAAUAGCAGCAUUAACUUUAGCCUGAUGUGAAUACUGAAAUAUUGCACUGUUUAUGUAGUAAUAUAUUUAAUAUUAAAUAAAUAUGUAAUUGAUGUCACUUGGAAUUGAAUGGCCAACAAUGAUAUUUUCAAAAUAUUGAUAUAAAUUUUAUUCACAUUUUCUUCUUAAUGAUGAUUAAGAGUAAUUUUUGUCUAUUUUUGAAAGAGCCCAAUGGUUUCAUAAUUCUUAUUGAGUCAGGGAUUGUUAUUUGUGCACUAGGUAUUCAAGGUAAUGAUGGGAAAGCCUAGAAUGAAUUACUACAACCCCCAAACAGUUCACAGAAUAUGCAAAUGAAACAAAUUUUUAAUACUAAUUAAAAUUUCCAUUAAUAGUAAAUGUUAUUCUAUAAGCAGUGGUUUUUUUAACUGUACAGAAAAGUAGUAAAUGAUGCAAUUGCUGUACAGACCUAAAGGGAUUUUCUUACAUAAAGAAAAUAGUUAAGAAAAAUUUUCAAACAAUAUUCUCUUGGAGGUGUGCUUAAUGCUAGCUUAAAGUGAACACUGGAAAAUUGAUAGAUGUAAUUUUCUUUUCUUCUUUCCCUGUCUUCCUCUAAUGGAAGAGCCUAUAAGAGAUAAAUAAGCAAAAGAAGUAGACAAAAUUAAUGAGGAAGGAAAAAUUAAGUCAAACCACAAAUUAAUAAUCCAUCUCUUAAUCAAGAAUCAAUUCCGAGAAGGCUUCAAAUUAAGUCCAUAGUGAUGCCCCCCCAUUUCAAAAUUCUCCUUCCCCUAAUCAUAACAAACAAAAGGUCACUAUUUAAUGUAGUAUGUUCUUGUAAUUAGCACCAUUCAAAUUUGGAUUCAGGCUGUUUGUAAUAUACAACAAAUUACAUUUUGAAAUUCAUACUUUCAGGUUAUUAAAAUAGAAAACAGUGUUCCUGCAUGCAAAAUGUUAAGAUGAAAUGAUUGUCUUCUUUUCAAUAGAUAAUGAAAAUGCAUAUGAACAAACCCAAAAGAGAUAUAUGAAUACCUUUAUACCAUCAAGGUGGCAGAUAGUACUGAAUGUACCACACUGUAAUUCCACCCAAAUCCACCACUGCCAUCUACCACAGCAUUUUUACUAUAUGAAUGUACUUGUUUGGAGAAUAUGUGACUUGACCCAUUAUAAGUUCUAGUUAAUGGGGCUCCAUUUUCUUUUGAAUCUUAAUAUCGGUGAUUGAGAUAUGAAUAAAGAUGAUACUAGACAAAAGAAACUGAGAAAAGAAAGAUAAUUUUUUUAACUUUAUAGAAAUAAUGACUCUCCAGCAUCCAUCAUUAUCCAAAAAGAUGAGAUCGUUUUAGGUGAGUAAAUAUAUAGUAAAUAUUCAGAAAUGCAUUAACUCCUUCAGUUAUCUAAGAAAUAUGGGUCACACCUCUGACAGAGUAAGUUAGUAAAUCAUAUACCAUUUUUCUGAAACAAUUAAUGCACAUCCCAGUAUGCCUAUCUUGAAUUCCAGUAUAAGAUCUAUUUCCCCUUGAAAUUUGUCUUAAUUUUAAUGUUCCUAAUGUCUCUAAAGUGAUUAUAUAAUGAAUGAAUUUAAUUGUAUGAAAAAUUAUUUUAAGAGACUAAUAGAAUUGCAAUAACUUUAUUUAUAGGGGACUUAAAAUCUAUUUUGAAUGUCACAUUACUUUUAAAUAUAUUCACAAGUAUUAUUUUAUGAGAACAUAACUUCAAUUUAAUGUGUUCUAGUUCACCUCUCUCAGUUGUUUUAGACAUUCACUAGGAAACAGGUUUUUAUUGGGGGACCAUUUCUAAUUUAUUGUUUAUUUCUGUUACCCAGGAUAUGCUAAUUAGUCAGUGUAAGUCUUCUCUUGGCAAGUAAUAAGAGGUUUGUUUAUGUAAUCAAAUUCCUAAUAAUUAUUAAUGGCUAAAUAGCUAAGUUUAUUUAUGGUAAGCCACUUAAAUUAUGGCAGAUAUAAUUGUCUUUUAGAUUAAUUCUAUUAUAGUGUUAUUAAACGUAUUUUCAUUUUAAAUAAUUUUUUUAUAAAUUUGGAAAAGUUAUAUUAACAAAUCAAAUUAUAUUUCCUUAUGAUAAUUAAACAUAUCCUUCACAUGUAUAUCCUCUUCUUUAGGGAACUGGCUCAUUAAAAAAUUUAAUAUAGUAGGAAAUUAUUGAAUCAAGAAUUUUAAUGGGAGGCAAUUUUUAAAUUGUAAAGGAUUAGGAAAGGAAAAAUUAACAUAUGGAAAGAAAUGUUUAUCAAGUAAAAUACUGUAAAUAUCCUUAACCCAAAGGAAAAAAGUCUCUGCAACUACCUUGUAGGUUUUUUGCAGCUGUUCAUUUUCCUAAUCAAGUUCACCUCAAACUGUGACAUUCCUUAGAAAUAAAGGCUCUGUUCCCAAAAAGAUAGCUUCUUUAUAAAGUGCUUUUAGAUAUGGAUUUCAAGUAGAAUGGAGCAACUUUUUUUUACCACAAGAGCACUUUACAAGCCUGAUUUCAAUCUUGAUCAGUAGUAUUUUUGUCUUUUCAGCUUUAGCUGGUGAUUCCUACUGGCCUAUUUCCUUCUUUCCAUUUCUUUGCUCCCAGUUGUAUUUUUUAACUAGGUGCUUGCCACUGUAAUUUGUUUACUUGUCUAAAGUUGUUUGUCCAUCCUGUUUCACGAGUCUGGAAAUUGGCCAUCUCUCAUUGAUCUGUAUAUUGCUUCUGUUAGACUUGAGGUGAACAUAUUUUUUGAAUUGAAAACUUAAAUCAUGUGAUAAAGUAUAAUCCUUUCAUAAAACCUCAGUUUUUAAAAGUACACUUUUUCCCUUGAAUUUGGUACUGUCACAGAAAACCUGGGACAUGUGGUUAGGCUAUAAGAAGUACAGUUAAUUUCUUCCUACCUAUGAAAAGCAGGUGAAGAUAUUAACAAAAAUAGUUGAUCCCUGAGAUUUUGCUUCUAAUUUUGACAUAACAUGUGAAAGAACCCAGAUUUUUAUGUGUAAGCAACAUGUAUUUUAAAAAGAAGGUUGUUAUUGCUAAAGAUUGAACACUUCUGGUUUUUCAUAACUGAAAGAAAAUGUUAAAGAUUUGAACAUGUUAGUGGAAUGCUUAUAUUUUAAAGGCAAUUGACUGCUAUAGAAUAGGUCAAAUUUGUUUCAUUUGUUUCUACAUCUCUGGACACUGUGGCAAUGGUAUUUUACAUUUUGUUAAUUUUCUUCUUGUUAUUAAGGAUCCUCUCUUUGUACUGUAUUUGAUUUUUACAAAGCCUGUCAACUCACCAAAAAUAUAUUUUCUUUAUAGAUCAUUCCCUAAGAGUAUUCAUUUU
Dromiciops gliroides (monito del monte) is the source of this 7405-nucleotide messenger RNA. It is a transcript of the gene RPS6KA5, whose product is annotated as ribosomal protein S6 kinase A5. The record is from RefSeq and is a predicted model, not a curated record. Gene Ontology annotation, biological process: protein phosphorylation; regulation of DNA-templated transcription; intracellular signal transduction. Lineage: Eukaryota; Metazoa; Chordata; Mammalia; Microbiotheria; Microbiotheriidae. Gene Ontology annotation, molecular function: ATP binding; magnesium ion binding; protein serine/threonine kinase activity.